AUGAAGGAUGCUCUCAAUAACUUUUAGAGAGUAUUGGAAGAGAAUAAAAAAAAUGGUGUGCAAGACAUUCCCAGAGCAGAAAUUCAAAAGUGUCUAAUCCCAGCUCAAGGACAACUGAGAUCAGCCAAGUUUCAUACUUCCUUUAUAUCCUUCCUUCUCAAGCUAAUCAAUUUGAAAGUUAUUAACGAUGUAAUGGCACACUCCUAAUUUAUAGAUUUAAAUGAUUGAGGAUGUCCUUGAUUACUUUUUGAAAAUCAAAGACAUCCAGAAAGAGGAACUCUAUUACAAGCUCAUCUAAAGUUUCAAUACCUUUGUCCAUUCGGAUUUCAUCAAUUUCGGCAAUUUUAGUUUUGUUGAAAAAGUAGAAUUUUUCAUCUCAUUCCUAGUGCUUAACCCUAGUCCUGUAUAUGAAGAACUCUAAGAUUCCUAUCAUUCAUGGACCAGCUGCCACUUCCUUAUAAAGACUAAUCGAAUUGCUUUCGGAUUCAACUCAAUUAAUAAUAGCAGGAUAGGGCUUUGACGAAAUGAAUGUUGUCUUAGAUUUGGAUAAUCAAUAGGAGCAGAAUUAGUAAUAAAUGACUUAACCAAUCGAUCAUUCAAAGGAAUUUCAGAAUUUGCAUUCUAUGUUAUCGGAUUUAAUCAAAUUAAGUGAUAAUGUCAGACCCCACUGGUAUCCUAUUUUAGUUCCUUUGGAUAGAGAGUUCGGAUUGAUAAGCAUCAACAAUUUUCUUACCAGCAUGGGGAAGUUCUUUAUAUAGUACAAAACAAUCUCAGAGUUAUUAACAGAUAAUCUAAUUUUAAUUUUAAAGAAAAUCAUUACUACUCCCUUGUUGAGAAGUUAGGUAGUCAUUGAAACCUUUAAAUGUCUGAAAAUAUUGGUGGAGAAUGAGCAGUCAGAAGUGGUUUGGACUAUUGUGAUAAGUCAGAUUAAACAAAAUGAACACUCCAUUAAUAAAAACUUAGCUUUUUAAACAUUGAUUUAUUUUGUUUAGAAUCAAGUAUUUUUGAAUAAGUUGGUUUAAUCACUCAACAGCGAAAAAGUAAAUCAAUCAUUGAAUUAUAAUAUAGAAUAUCAUAUUAGAAAUUAUAACAACUCUGUCAAACUUGGCUAAGGAAGUGUAGGAGCCAAGUGAAGCUGAAUGGAAAAGAUUGGGCGAACUGGCUCAUCCUACAAUCAAUCUAGUAGAUAAUAGCGAAGUAUAUCCUAGUGAUAAUGGUUUAGUUUGUAGAAUGUUAAGUGAAUUUUAAUCACGAUUUGCAAAUUCAUUAUGUGUUUAUGCAGAUUAAUAAAAAAUAUAACUAGGAAACCUAAUAAAAUUAUAAUCAAAUGAGAAAUUUAAUCAACUCAUAGAUUUGACUUGGAAACACAACUUGAGGGCAAUCAAGUACCUGUUGUUGAAAGAACUCGAUGAGCAGACCUUGCAAAAUCUAUUGAUUGCUUUCUAACAGUACAUCAACAUUGUGGGUUCCAUCUAAAUGAAAUCUGCAUAGAAUGCUUUCAUCAAAACUAUUUGUGAGUUCUGUAAACCAAUGUAGGGAGAGGAGUUUGCAAAGAAACAUAUCCAAAUAAACAAAAUGGUAUUGAACAUAGCAAACUGUUUAGGAAGUAUGGUUAUUAUUAAAAUGCAUUAGACUUAUUGGAAUGUAGCAGUUGGAUGUGCAUCUUUAAAACAUUUGAGGAGUGUGAAAACCAUUACUUAAGAAAUAGGUUGGCCAAGAAUUCAAGUUAGGAGGAGUAAAUCAAGACCUUUGACAUCACGAUCCUAUUCCAAAGUCUGGAUUAGUUGUUCUCCUAAAGUCCUACUUACGGCAAUGAACAUCUGAUUACUGUUAUGGAUGCUAUAAAUCAGAUAACAAUUGAGUGUUUGGAAUAGCAAUAGACGAUGGAUUAGAAAAAAUCAAAUGUGCAAUUUGGAGAAUAGAAGAAGUAUUUUUCACUUUCAAAAUUGGUUGAAUUGAUUAAGUUUAAUGUUUUUAGGUUAGAUGUAUUUUGGGAAUUGAUAAUUGCUCAUUUUAUAUCGGUAAUAUCAUCACGUAAUACCAACUUAGUUUUGAAUGCAGCCGAUACUUUAUCUUAAAUUAUCUUUUAUGGUUUCGAAUAUUUAACUAAAUUCUAUAAAAAGAACCAACAACAAAACAACCAAUAAUUUAUUAAGGACAAAUGGUCUAAUAAGGAUUCUAUAUAUCAAUAAACUCUAUUUUAACCAUGGGUGGACAUGUGCACAUUAAGACUGAAUGAUAUUAAAGAGAUCAUUCUCGCUAAUAUUCUGAAGAUGAUUCAAAAUAAUGGUCACGAAAUCUCAAAUAAGGGUUGGGAUUCCAUCUUAAUCCUAUUAUUAAAUAUUAGUUCAGAAUAAACCACAUUGUUUGUUAAAUAGGGAUUGGGAUGCACUGAAUAGAUCAUAAAUUAAUUUUUGUCUAAUUUGGAUGGCAAAUAAAUAUUUUAAUUAUUUGAUAUCAUCGAUAAUUUCAAAUCAAACUCAAGUAUUUCUUCAUUGUUAUUAUCUUUUUAGAUGAGCAGAAUAUCAAUUUUUAAAUUUGCAAUAUGCUUUGGCAUCUUGGAGAUUACAUCACCAAAAAUAAUUCGAAUUAGGAAUAAGGAAAUUUACUUACAAAUGAAUAAUUAGAAAUGAAUUUAAAGGAGAUAUUUCAGAAAUUGUCAGUUAUUGCAUUAGAUCCAAUUCCUGAGAUAAGACAUUCAGCUAUACAUAUAUUUAGUAAUCUACUAAUACAUCUUAAUUCAUAAAAUUAGUAUCUUGAAUGGAAGAAGAUUUUGGAAGAGAUCUUUUUGGAAUUAAUGCAUAAGAUCACCCAAUUGUUCUAGGAUAAAAAUCAAGCCAAAGAGCUUGAUGUAUCACAAUGGGAAGAAACUGUUAAAAGUGUGUAUUAGGCAUUUGUUAAGUUAGUCAAAAAGUACUUUCUGGUCAUUGAGGAGUCCUCACCUAAUAAGUAAAUCAAUAUUUGAAUCUUAUUUAGGGAUUAAGACAUUGAAGCAAUAAUCCGUUAAUCGAUCCCCGAUUUCAUUAUUGUCUUUUAAUAGAGUAAGGCUUUAUUGAGUAUGGAAGCAACGAAGCAAUUAAGAGAAUUAUUUUUAUAUCAACCAGUAAUUUGUCUCUAAAAUUUUGAAGAGAUUUUGAAUCAAAUUUCAGAAAUCUUCAACUUCCCUUCUUCAGAUAUCAAGUAUUUAAAAACAGUCAUUCUACAUAUAACUCCUGAUGUGUUGGAGUUGUUAAAUGACAUUAUCAAAUUAAGCAAAGAUAUCUUGAUAGAGUAAGUCAUUGACACUUACUAUAAAAUUUUGGAAUUUCCAUUGAUUGCUCAUAUGAAGAUUGAUUUGAUUCAAAAUAAAAUCUUUUUUGAAGACAAUUUAGCGCCAAAACAAAUUCUAGUAACCUUGUCCUAAACCUUGUCAAAGCAAAGUCCUAAAUUAAUACCAAGAAUCAUCCACAACGUCAAGGAACUAAUCAAAGACCCUCCUAAUGAUAAAUAUAAGCAUAUGCUGUUGAAAAGGCAUUUUUCUCAAUUUAAUACGAUGAUGGAUAACAACAUCCAACUCUUCUUUUAAUUUUCAGAACUUUAUGAAUACAUUCUAAUUACAAUGAGAAACAAUGAUCAAUACAUUUACUAUUCAGAAUUGCUCAAUGAGGAUAAGUCCAUCUAUAUGAUGAUGGCUGAAAACUAUUUAUCUAGAGCUAAAACUUACCUUUAAACCAAUAAGGAAGACUCCCUCAAAGUCCUUUAAGCAUUACAACAAAUACUGCCAGACAGAUUCCUUUUAGAUAAAUAAUAGGGGUAGAACAAGAUUCUGCAACAAGAAAAUUAAUCGUUGGAACUCUAUUAGAUCGAGUUAAUAACAGAAAUCUAUAGAGGUAAUCCCCAAUUGUCAGAGACCUCUGAGUUUCAGUAAUUUAUACAAAAACUACAUGAAAUGUCUGCCAAUUCUUAUAUAGCCAUAAAUAAGUUAUGCCUCUUGUCUUAGAAUCAAUUUGUCAUACCAUAUUUAUUGGAUGCAAGCCAAAAAAUAUUGGAGAAAGGAAUAGGUGAUGAAGUGCAUAAUUAAAAAAUAAUUUUAGAUUUGCUAAACAAUCUUCAAUCGAUUUCUAUUCCUGAUAAUUCAUUUCUAUUAUUCCAAUAAUUAAGUGGUGACUUUAUAGCUUAUCCUGAGACAUCACUUUUAUAAAGUGAAUUUGGACAUCUAUUUUAUCUAAUGCCUUAAUUGGUGUAAAUUAUAACCCAUAAAUCUGAAGAAAUCAGAAUAAAAGUAAAGGAGAUAUUGGAGCAGAUCUCCAAGAUUAUUCUAAAAUAAUAACAAUGAG
This is a messenger RNA of Paramecium octaurelia, 4316 nucleotides long. The record is from the annotation of a GenBank genome assembly. Lineage: Eukaryota; Ciliophora; Oligohymenophorea; Peniculida; Parameciidae.